AUGGUGGGCGUUCCAAAGAGCAAAGGAUGCCAGACAUGUCUCCAGCGACGGGUGAAGUGCGAUCUACUACGCCCAGAAUGCACUCAGUGCACGCGAUACGGCGUCGACUGCCCCGGCUACACCCGUCCUCAUAAAUUCAUGGACGAAGGCCCACAACUGCGCCAACGAUUCAAGAAGAAACAAUCCCAGUCUACGGCUACCCCUACCCAGCCCUCCGAGUCCAUCGAUGAGCGCAUCAUACCAUCCCUCGUAGCACAAUCAAUGGGCAAACAACAACCCGUGGUCUUCGGCUCCUUCGUCCUCACAGCCUUCACGCGCUGGUUCGGACUGAAUCGAUACCGAGUCCAUAUGCCCUGGACGGCAUACAUCGCACAGCAUGGGGGUCAAAGUCCCGCCUUCGACGCAGCCAUCUUCUGCGUCAAUGCAAUCUUCAUGGGUCAGAAACAUAGCAAUACCAUGCUGCGGCGCUCAAGUCGCGAAGUAUACAGCAACGCGCUACGUUUGUUCGGUGGUCGAAUUCGCAACGCAGAGGCGAUGAAAUCCACCGAAAGUGUGAGCAUUACCAUUGCACUGAGUCUGUUCGAGGCAUACUCACGCACCAAUCCGGACUCGUGGGCUCACCACGCAGCCGGAACGGCAUUAUUAAUGGAACAUCGCGGUCCAAAGGCCCAUCUCGCCGGCUUCGACCGGUGUCUCUACCUCUCCUUCCGGAGCUUCCUCGUCGCAGAAGCCUUUGUCAGAGGCAGACGGUGUAUCUUCGAACUACCAGAGUGGCAGGAACACAUUGACCAAGUUCGAAUAGAGGACAUGUCUUCACCACGCGUCGACGGACCUAUCGCCCUCUUCAUCGAUCUACAAGACCGGAUAUUCAAAGAAGUCGUCAAGGUACCGGGCCUACUAGUCCAAGCGCGCGAGUUGCAUACCGCGGAUGACCCACCACACACAAGACAACUUCUAUCGGCACAGGUUCUGAGAAGCAGUCAGGCACUGUACACUCUAUCCGCGCAUUUGCGCCUUGCCGCUGCCGUGCAGAGCUAUCAGUGGUGUAACGGCAGCGCCGCCAACAAGAAGAAGGUGCCUUUCAUCGGACCCAUCCCGUCCACAUUCCCGCAAGAAUUCGCAAAUAGCGUGCUCCGUGGCGUUGACCACUGCGUUUACAUUCUCCGACUUCUACUUGAUCACCUUGAGAGUGAUGAAGUCCGGGCAACACAUGGCAGGUCAGGUCAAGACGAGGAUGUCUCGCUCGCAGACCCGCUACCUUUUCGCUUUGUUUCAAGGUUGAACGUGAACAAAGGGAAGGCAGCAGGAUCAGACAUGAAUGAGGCGGAGGAGAAGAUGCCAUCUCCGGACAAAUGGCUCGAUCUUGUCGCUGCAUCGAUGGGAUUAGAAGCAUUCGACGUGAUCACAUGCGCGUCGCCGAGUCCUGAUCUUAGUAUUUCAGGGCAAUUGAGUGAUCCGAGCGAGUGGAACACUGCUGUGUCCAUACGAUGA
Messenger RNA from Penicillium cataractarum, 1491 nucleotides. RefSeq lists its product as uncharacterized. The record is from RefSeq and is a predicted model, not a curated record. The transcript has 2 exons. Bases 1 to 1491 code for a protein of 496 amino acids. NCBI's taxonomy places the organism in Eukaryota, Fungi, Ascomycota, Eurotiomycetes, Eurotiales, Aspergillaceae. Gene Ontology annotation, biological process: regulation of DNA-templated transcription. Gene Ontology annotation, molecular function: zinc ion binding; DNA-binding transcription factor activity, RNA polymerase II-specific.